Notothenia coriiceps (black rockcod) is the source of this 1733-nucleotide messenger RNA. RefSeq names its product midasin-like. Gene Ontology annotation, cellular component: nucleus; preribosome, large subunit precursor. The transcript has 10 exons. The record is from RefSeq and is a predicted model, not a curated record. The coding region runs from base 1 to 1563 and encodes 520 amino acids. Gene Ontology annotation, molecular function: ATP hydrolysis activity; ATP binding. Gene Ontology annotation, biological process: ribosomal large subunit assembly; ribosomal large subunit export from nucleus. NCBI's taxonomy places the organism in Eukaryota, Metazoa, Chordata, Actinopteri, Perciformes, Nototheniidae.
AUGGAACAACAUCUAUCACAUGGACACAGAAUCAAUCACACAUUAAAAGCCCGUCUGAAAAGGUUCACUGAGCUGUAUGUGGAGGAGCUGGAGAAUGAGGGCGACCUGCGGAUUCUGGUUUCAGACUACCUGAAGGGCUUGAAUCCACACCGGAACAUCAUCAGCGGUAUCAUAAGUUUUUACCUGGCAGUGCGAAAGGAGGCCCACUCCCACCUGGUGGAUGGGACGGGCCACAGACCUCACUACAGCCUGCGGACCCUGUGCAGGGCACUGAAGUAUGUGGCAGCAAACCCCUGCUGCAGCGUGCAGCGCUCACUCUACGAGGGUUUCUGCCUGAGCUUCCUGACGCAGCUGGACAGAAGCUCCCACCCUGUGGUCCAGAAACUGGUGUGUCAACACAUCCUGAUGGAGAACACCAAGUGUCUCAAACAAUCCAUCCCGUCGCCCUCAGACCGGCCCUGCGUGGAUGUGGAGGGGUACUGGGUGUCUCAGGGGGAGAUGGAGCCGGCUCUGGACCCAAGCUACAUCCUGACCGCAUCAGUCAAGCUGAACCUCCGCGACCUCUCCAGAGUGGUGUCUGCAGGCACUCACCCAGUGCUGAUCCAGGGGGAGACGUCUGUGGGGAAGACCAGCCUGAUACACUGGCUGGCUGCAGCCACGGGGAACCAGUGUGUGAGGAUCAACAACCACGAGCACACCGACAUCCAGGAGUACAUCGGCUGCUACUCCUCCGACAGCAGGGGCAAGCUGGUGUUCAAAGAGGGCGUUCUCAUAGACGCCAUGAGGAAAGGCUACUGGAUCAUCCUGGAUGAGCUGAACCUGGCCCCCACGGACGUGCUGGAGGCCCUCAACAGGCUGCUGGACGACAACAGGGAGCUGUUUGUGGCCGAGACACAGGAAGUCAUCAAGGCUCACCCCAGGUUCCUGCUGUUCGCUACCCAGAAUCCCCCUGGACUCUACGGCGGUAGGAAGGUGCUCUCCAGGGCCUUCAGGAACCGCUUCGUGGAGCUGCACUUCGACGAGCUGCCCAGUGCAGAGCUGGAGACCAUCCUCCACCAGAGGUGCAGCCUGCCUCCGUCCUACUGUAGCAAGCUGGUGAAGGUCAUGCAGGACCUGCAGUCCUUACGCAGGGGCUCUACAGUGUUUGCGGGGAAACACGGCUUCAUCACACUCAGAGACCUGUUCCGCUGGGCCGACCGGUACCGGCUGCAGGAGCAGACCGACGCCUCGCAGGACUGGCUGCAGUACCUGGCCAACGAUGGGUUCAUGCUGCUGGCAGGGCGGGUGAGGAAGCCGGAGGAGGAGGCCAUCAUCCUGUCCACCCUGCAGAAGCACUUCAAGAGGACGGUGAACCCUGAGAGCCUGUUCUCCCAGAAACAGGUCACCGCACAGUUCAGUGAGUCAAACAUCAACUACCACAUACUGAUCCUGGACCAGCUCAUUCUGUCUCAGUAUAUCAACAGCCUGAGUAUACCUCCUGCAACACAAACAAUCUGUUCAAUUAAGUUGCAGUUAAAGAACAAAAAUGCGGCGCUUCCAGAGUGUCUAUGGUUUUUCAGGUAGAGGUUUAGAUCAUCUUACAGUCAACCUACUGUUCUUACAUUUGACCACAUGGCACUGACAGAAUGUACAUUGUAUAAUCAGCAUUUUCUUUAUACUGCAUACUGAUGUUUCUAUUCGCUCUACAAGAUUUAGAAUAAGUAUUUUACUGUAUAUUUAGAUGUACAACUGUA